Molecule: messenger RNA, 588 nt
Organism: Babesia ovata
Lineage: Eukaryota; Apicomplexa; Aconoidasida; Piroplasmida; Babesiidae
Product: ubiquitin-conjugating enzyme
Exons: 3
Coding region: 1-588 (195 amino acids)
Molecular function (GO): protein binding
Source: RefSeq, a predicted model, not a curated record
AUGAGCCGGCAAGAUCUGAGACUCCAGAAGGAGCUUCAGGAUAUCCAAAGUAAUCCUGAGGGCUCCGUCGACGCCCACACCGUGGAUGGCGACAUAUACACCUGGAAGGGGUACAUCAAAGGCCCAAUACAGACGCCGUACGAGGGAGGGCACUUCAUGCUGGCCAUCAAAAUCCCGCAGGACUACCCGUACAGCCCUCCGAAGAUACACUUCGAGACCAAAAUAUGGCAUCCCAACAUCAGCAGCGAAACGGGAGCCAUAUGCCUCGAUAUACUUAAGAACGAAUGGAGUCCGGCGCUGACGAUAAGGACUGCGCUUCUUUCCAUCCAGGCUCUUCUGUCAGCUCCAGAGCCUGACGACCCUCAGGACGCCGAGGUCGCAUCAAUGUACCGGCGUAACUACGGGGAGUUUGAGCGCACGGCAAGACUCUGGACGACCAAUUUCGCGCAUAACCGCGGCGAUACUCGCGAAGGCAAGGUGGACAAGCUGCUGGAAAUGGGAAUAGACCGCGAAACCGCAAUUAAGGCGCUAUCAGACAACAGAUGGGACGUCACUGUGGCCAUAAACCGCAUCAUUGACGGCAGUUGA